Messenger RNA from Plasmodium inui San Antonio 1, 1431 nucleotides. Its product is annotated as tRNA pseudouridine55 synthase. NCBI's taxonomy places the organism in Eukaryota, Apicomplexa, Aconoidasida, Haemosporida, Plasmodiidae. Gene Ontology annotation, cellular component: mitochondrion. The record is from RefSeq and is a predicted model, not a curated record. The transcript has a single exon. Gene Ontology annotation, biological process: tRNA modification; mRNA pseudouridine synthesis. Gene Ontology annotation, molecular function: pseudouridine synthase activity; RNA binding. Bases 1 to 1431 code for a protein of 476 amino acids.
AUGCCUCGCGCACCCCUGGCGCUGCGCUUGUGUGUGCUCUGCGCACUCCUUCCCUUGUUGGUGCACCCAAGAGGGAGGAACCCUCACACACACGAGGUAUCCCUUCUGAAGGCCCUCCACAGGAGGGGCAAUCAACCCAUCAGCAAGCUGAGGGCCGCUCCAAGUCAACGGAUACACCCUCUGCCGGAACCUCCGCCGUCGCUCCAGACAUUUGACCACCCCCAUAAUGGAGGUAACAGAACUAAACUGUUUUACCUCUGUGCAGCGCUGAAGAAGCUUGGAAGACUCCGCAUUGUUCUGAGGGGACGUUCUAAUUCUGCGGGUGUGUCGAAAAAUGGGGGUGAGAUGAAGGACGGAGUGGACCCAUCCCCUCGGAUUCCCCCUCCCAAACGAGGCGUCCAAAUGGGUCAACAGGAGGACGCUCUAGGGGAACCCCCCAAUAAGCCGAAUCGCACUGCCAAGAUUGCCCCACGUGAAAGCGAAACAAACAAAGGAGAAACCAGACCGCUCGAGUCGGAAACUCCCCGGGGGGGCCAACCCAACUCCGUCGACUUUUAUAUAAGCCUUUACAAAGAUCAUCUUCUCAAACGGCACAGCAAAAUAAUGGAGCUGUCCCCCCCAAGGCAAAGCGAACAGACGGAAAGGAAAAGAAAAAAAGAAGCCACCCUUGAUGAUAUCCUAUACGGGGGUCUUCUAAAUAUCUACAAGCCUGUAAAUAUGUACUCUAUGAAAGUCUGCCAGAGGGUCAAACAGGUCCUUAGAGAGCACUUCAAACAUGUGAGCCAGACAAACUUAAACUUCAAAGUGGGACAUGGAGGGACAUUAGAUCCUUUCGCUGAGGGGGUCCUAGUCAUCGGCAUACAGAAGGGAACCAAGCAGCUCAUUGAUUUUUUAAAAUGCUACAAAAAGUAUUUAGCCUUAGGCCUCUUCGGCUUGGAGACAGACACACUGGACCGGGAAGGAACAGUAGUAAAGACAAGCAGCCAAUUUGUGAAAGGGACCUCUCACUUGGGUACCACCACCCAUGAUGAACGUGCAUCACAAGAAAAUAUUACUCUCGCUCUGAGUAAAUUUAUUGGACAUAUCGAUCAAACCCCGCCACUGUACUCCGCCAAGCGGGUCGACGGAAUGAGGCUCUACGAAUACGCUCGAAGAAAAAUUGCUGUUCAUAUCAAGCCAAAUAAAGUACACAUUCAGGAUUUAAAAUACUUAAACCAAGUGGACCUCCCCUUCUUCGACUUGGAAAUCAAAUGCUCUGGCGGCACGUAUAUACGAAGUCUCGUGCGCGAUUUUGCACACGCACUGAACACGCAUGCCACGUUAAUUAAGCUUAUUCGUAUCCAACAGGGGGGGAAUUUUCUAUAUGAGCACUCUUUACACUACGAUGAUAUAAACAUGGAGAAUGUUAAGAGGCACUUGAUCAAGCUGUAG